CUAGCUCGUAGGCCUAGUACAGCAAACCACUGCAAGGAAGUAAAGGCCAAGGAGGACACAGCAUCUUUCCCCUCUUCCAGGUUUCCAGCAAAUGCCAUGCCAUGCCUCCGCGGCUGCCCAGCCAGGGCAGGAGUCCGCAGGACAGCACUCGCCCAACCCCAACCUUCCCCGCGACAAUCUCCCCUGAUCCGAACCUCCUCCUCCCUCCAGAAUCCACUCCAAUCUCACGCGCCAGCCUGGCACGCGACCGUGGUCAGCUUCCAGCUCACUGCCCUCCUACGGCCUAUAUAUACACACACUCAACCACACGGCCACACCCACACCCACUCUACUCUCCCCUGCUCCUCGCAUCCCCAGCUCACACAAGUCCGGAGCUCACAUACAAAUCGAGAAAACAGAGUAGUAUUCCUCCAGUUAAUAGCGGCUGCAAUGGCGAGGCGCGGCUUCUUGUGUUCGCCGAGGGUGCUGGUGCUUCUUCUGCUGCUGGUUCUCGGCGACGCGGCCGCGAUGGCGAUGGCCAGGCAGCUGCUGGGCGGCGUGGCGCAGACGCCGUGGCCGGCCGGCGCACCGGCGGCGGAGGGGCCGGCCGGCGACGUGGCGCGGCCGCGGCGGCACGAGGACAGGUCGAUCGCCGGCGCCGAAGUGAUCCUUGCCGGGUUCGCGGCGGCGGUGGUGGCCGCCAUCUUCUGCUACAUCAGGGUCACCAGGAAGAAGAGCAGCGGCAGCCACGGGGCGACGCUCGGAACGGCGCCGGAGAAGGUUUGAAACAAGACGAUAAAGUAUGCAAUAUCUAGACACUACCACUAGUGUAUUAGGUUGUUCAUGUCUUGUUUUCGUGGUUCAGAGAGAGUUGUAAAGAGGAUGAAAUGGCAGGAUUUGGUAGAGUUUUUAGUCUCGGAGCACCGAGCUCCAUUGCUUAGAUGCAGAGAUGGCCGGCCACCUCUGUGGUUGUACAUGUGUUGAGAAUGAGAAUGAGAAUGAGAUGUAGGGAAAAGAAAGCAUCAGCUGAGCUAUUACUGUUCUUGAUAGCGUAUCCGAGCUCUGUUGAGAUCCUCCUGUUGAAAUCUUAAAUCAUAUCUCCAGCUUCCA
Brachypodium distachyon (stiff brome) is the source of this 1089-nucleotide messenger RNA. RefSeq lists its product as uncharacterized. Bases 97 to 765 code for a protein of 222 amino acids. NCBI's taxonomy places the organism in Eukaryota, Viridiplantae, Streptophyta, Magnoliopsida, Poales, Poaceae. The record is from RefSeq and is a predicted model, not a curated record. The transcript has a single exon.